AUGAAGACAUCAACCGUCGCCAUCGUUUUGGCACCUGCGGCUGCUUCUGCGCAGUGGUGGAGAGGUGCUCCUGGUUGUGCUCAAUCCUGUCUCUCUUCCGCCUGGUCUAGCCCAACCGCCACUGUAACUAGCGACUGGCCUGCGCAGUCUGAGUACUGCGAUUCGGACCACGGCAGCAGCAUCAACUCGUGUAUCAGCAGCGCGUGUGCCACGUCAUCCUCAUCCACCGCCUUCGAGUCCUAUACCUCGCUCUCCAGCUCCCUGUGUUCCCAGUACUCUGAGUGUACAUCUGCUGGUAGCACCGGCGUACGCACAGUCACGUACUCGGGCGGACCGGUCACCUGGGCUGCGCCAGGAGGCUGGGGCGGCGGCGCAAAGGCGUUCGGUGGCCCCUUUGGUAACGGCAAUGGGCCCCCUAAUGCGUCAGCCAUUUCGUCUGCGGUCGACUCGUAUAGACAGUACUGGAGCGAGUGGGCGUCAGCCUUCCAGUCGUCGCGCACGUGGACCGGUGGCGUGGCUACCGUCACGGGCUGCGCGUUCGACGGGUCCCCGUGGUUUGUCGGGCCUGGGUGUGGUUGGAACGGGCUAGGCGGGUUUAACGGCUGGGUUGGUUGGGGAUCGGGCUGGAGCUGGGGACCGACGACUACGGAGACAGUUACGUUUACGACGACUGAUACUGCUGGCGCUACAACGACUGGGACGGGACUUGCGGCUGUGGCGCUAGCUGUGAGCGGCACGCUGACUACGUCCACGACGCUGGGGACACCAACGGCAACGGAUGGCGCGGAGAGUGGUGCGGCGCCGGUGGGGAUGGGACCGGGGGCUGAGGGCUCGGUUGUUACGGGUAUGAUGGGAAUUGCGCUGGGGGCGAUAUUGGUUGUUGCUGGUAUGCUAUAA
This is a messenger RNA of Daldinia childiae, 897 nucleotides long. RefSeq lists its product as uncharacterized. Bases 1 to 897 code for a protein of 298 amino acids. The transcript has 2 exons. NCBI's taxonomy places the organism in Eukaryota, Fungi, Ascomycota, Sordariomycetes, Xylariales, Hypoxylaceae. The record is from RefSeq and is a predicted model, not a curated record.